AUGGGGCGACGGGUGAUGGCAAUAGUGAUGGAGAUGGGGACAGGACGGGGCGACAACAAUGGAGACAGGGAUGGGGACGGGACUGGCGUGGUGGUGGUGGGCGACGGCGAUGGUGACAGCGACGGGGACGGGUUGGCGGCGGUUCUGUUCGUGCACCGGUACAGCGGGAGCAUGCCACUGAGUACGGCCCUGCUAAUCCCCUCCUGCUACCUGUUCAACGGCGUGGCCAUGAUCUACGUGCAGUGCCAGCGCCUGAGCCGCGGCCUCUCGGAGCCCGCCGUCGACCUGCUCUACCCCGGCGCACUCGUCUUCGCCGUCGACACCGCCGGCAACUUCUACCACCACCACCUCCUCUCGAGGCUUCGAGCCGCCGGCGGCGGCGACAAGGGGUACAAGAUCCCCCGGGGCGGCCUGUUCGAGCUCGUCGCCUGCCCGCAGUACCUCUUCGAGAUCAUCGGGUUCGCCAUGAUCUCGGCAGACGAUGGUUGA
Molecule: messenger RNA, 489 nt
Organism: Setaria italica (foxtail millet)
Lineage: Eukaryota; Viridiplantae; Streptophyta; Magnoliopsida; Poales; Poaceae
Product: very-long-chain enoyl-CoA reductase-like
Exons: 3
Coding region: 1-489 (162 amino acids)
Biological process (GO): lipid metabolic process
Molecular function (GO): oxidoreductase activity, acting on the CH-CH group of donors
Source: RefSeq, a predicted model, not a curated record